Messenger RNA from Daldinia loculata, 1596 nucleotides. RefSeq lists its product as uncharacterized. Lineage: Eukaryota; Fungi; Ascomycota; Sordariomycetes; Xylariales; Hypoxylaceae. The transcript is spliced from 5 exons. The coding region runs from base 350 to 1525 and encodes 391 amino acids. The record is from RefSeq and is a predicted model, not a curated record.
GUUUAAUAAAUACAAAUACACGGGCCAUGCGUUACGUGGCGCCUGUGGCGCCUUCGCCCGCCUCCACGAGAUUCAGGUUUAAAGUCACCUGAGAUAAUAUUUUCAAGUUCAUUUUCGAUGUCUUUAAUUCGGCCAUGUGCCGUUGCUUUUCGUAGCUAAACAGCCAGCGUCAGAUCCGUUUUGAUUGAUUGAGGGGAAGAAAAAUCGAAAGACUACCUUAGGUAGUAUAUCUAGCUCGGUCGACUCGCCUCGUUCAAAGCGCUGAUUCUAUCAUAGAACUUGGUUUUGAUAACCUUGAAUCGUCACAAUCGAAACUUUUGCAAGUUACGUCGGAUUUGCGCUCGAUAUCAUGACUACGCACAAUAUAAUGCCAAGACCGGGAGAUGCUAGCUACCAGCCAUAUAACGAGGAAGAGGAGUGGGCACUCGAUGAUGCUCAAGAGAGGCUACGUGCGCAUCAUAGCAGUAAUAGCGGCCAGCAACACCAUUACCUCGGCACGCCCGUAAUCGGGAACCCUGGACCCUCUCUACCGGUUGCGCCGGUUUCUCUUCCUUAUCCAAUUAUCAUCCCCCAGCGGCGGCCCGGACAACGUGCCCGCGGGUUCAUCAGAGCCUACGCUCCCGAUUUAAUGGGCUGUGGCAUUGACGAGCCUAUGUUUAUGGGUUUUCUCGACGAGCUCGAUAAAGCGACGGCGUCUUCUCCGUUAGUAGGCGCUAUCAACCUCGCUUCAGAUAUGGCCGGUUUCAUUCCAUCCGCCCUAGGACCUACUGUUAAAAUAGCUGUCCGAGUAUACCAGGAGUUGCGGAGUCGUAAGAAUCAAAACGCGUUCCUUUUGAAGAUGAACGACGAGCUUUUCCGACCGCGUGGCCUAUACUGCUUCAUCAUGGCAUACAAUCCGGAAUCCAAUAACACUCUAAUACAGCAAGAUCUCAAUGCCGGAACCAGUAGCCAGGCUAAUAGUCGCAGUGAAUUUCGAAGUCAUGAUGGGAUAACGGGUCCGAUUGAGUUCCCGGCUUCCGCAGAAUUGGUCUUCCCUGAUUUAGAGGACACGUCUAGCGACGACGACGACGAGGGUGAAGGCGGUACGAAGAGCGGCUUUUCAAAGGUGUUUGAUUUUUUCAACGAGCGCAGAGAUAUUAAGGCUCAAAGGAGAUACCUGAGAAAGAACCCUACCGGUGCCCUCAAUCCCCUGAUGGAUCCAAAAGUUGAACUUACGCCAAAAGACCAUAAGAAGCAGCAGCGUAGGCUCGAUAAAGACGAGCGCAAGCGCGAGAAGCACGAACGAAAGCGAGAAAAACGGGCGCGCAAACACCCUGAAAGAGCUGAGAAGGGACCACGCAAGCGAUUGCUACGAAAGGAUAUAUUAUAUAUGAUGAUAAUCAAUAUGCCAUCGAUACAGGAGAUGGAGGAUGCGGCUAGAUUGGUAGAGAACCCACCUACAUAUGUAGAAAUCUUCACUGUUAGGAAAAGGCAAGUCGCAAAUAGAGAGGGUUAUAGAUCGAAGAUAACGGGGAUAAACUAUUAAGAUUAUAAUGCAAUCUUCCCAUAGUAACUUGCCUUAUAACGUAUAAUUGAUACGAUGCAGCUCAAUGACAU